CGGGGAGGGCAGUAGAAAGGUGAUCAAUCUUCAUCAGGCUACAUUUCCAAUCACCUAAACAACCGAGCAAGACAGCCACUUCGACAAGGUUUACGGCCAGAGGCCCGGGCUCUUCUCUCUCAUGCGCCUGAAUUACCUGGUUAUCCGCCCCAGAAGCUGAGUGCAGAGGCCCUGGGCCCACGAACCUAUCGGAGCCUCUCCUGACAUUUGGAACUUCGCUGUGAGAUUCUCCAGCCGGUGACUGGCCCCCACUGGAUCCUUCGGGGCCCCACUAUCCGGCUGUUAGCAUGAUGUCUUACCUCAAACAACCCCCCUACGGCAUGAAUGGGCUGGGCCUCGCAGGGCCAGCCAUGGAUCUGCUGCAUCCGUCAGUGGGAUAUCCGGCUACCCCUCGGAAGCAGCGACGAGAAAGAACCACCUUCACACGUUCACAGCUGGAUGUACUGGAGGCACUUUUUGCCAAGACUAGAUAUCCAGACAUUUUCAUGAGAGAGGAGGUGGCCCUUAAGAUCAACUUACCAGAGUCCAGAGUCCAGGUAUGGUUCAAAAACCGGCGGGCUAAAUGCCGACAGCAGCAGCAGAGUGGAAGUGGGGCCAAAAGCCGCCCAACUAAGAAAAAGUCUUCACCUGCUCGUGAGAGCUCAGGUUCGGAAAGCAGCGGCCAGUUCACACCACCUGCUGUGUCUAGUUCUGCCUCAUCCUCCAGCUCUGCUUCUAACUCAUCUGGAAACCCUGCAGCAGCAGUAGCAGCCCUGGGAGGAAACCCUGCAGCAGUGGCCGCAGCAGCUGCAGCUUCGUCCCUGAGCACUCCUGCUGCCUCCUCCAUCUGGAGCCCUGCCUCUAUCUCCCCAGGCUCAGGUCCCUCCUCUGUCUCUGUUCCAGAACCUUUGCCAGCACCCAGCAACACAUCCUGUAUGCAACGCUCUGUGGCCGCAGGAGCGGCUUCAGCUGCAGCUGCUUCCUAUCCUAUGUCGUAUGGUCAAGGUGGUGGCUACAGCCAAGGUUACCCUGCGCCUUCCUCUUCUUACUUCGGUGGUGUGGACUGCAGCUCCUACCUGGCACCGAUGCACUCACACCAUCACCCGCAUCAGCUUAGCCCCAUGACCCCUUCAUCCAUGUCUGGUCAUCACCACCACCACCACCCUCACCACCCAUUAAGCCAGUCUUCCAGUCAUCACCAUCACCACCACCAUCACCACCACCAGGGUUAUGGCAGCACGGGGCUUGCCUUUAACUCCUCAGAAUGCCUAGAUUACAAGGAACCUGGGGCCACUGCAGCCUCUUCAGCCUGGAAAAUCAACUUCAAUUCCCCCGACUGUCUGGACUAUAAGGACCAGGCCUCUUGGAGGUUCCAAGUCUUGUGAGAGAGAGAGAGAGAGAGACAGAGAGAGAGGGAGAGGGAGACUGAGUGAGAGAGAAGACCGGUGAAGAAGAAAGAGUAAAUUAUUUGCCAAUUCUACCAUCUCCCUUCCAGCCCUGCUACUGCUGUUCCUCCUUUCUUUGACCUCUCCAAAACGCUAUGCUCCAUUGUUCCAAAAAGAUCCCCAUGCUCUUCGUUGUCCUCCCCCUCCCCCUUUGACUCUGGAUGCCACCUGCCUCACAGGGAUGUUUAAACUUGCAGCUCUUGCGAGAAGGGACACCUGUCUCCACCAUGCUCACCUGUAACCUGCUGGGCAGGAAUUGCUGUUGCCCCUUACGCUCCUGCUAUGUCCCUAAAUCUCCCUUCCAUUCUUUCUGGCCGUGCAACUACAUACUCCCAGACUUCCAAGACUAUUGGUCCUGACCCACUGCUUGAACCCAAUCAGUUUAUUUAUUGUGUCUGGACACUGGGAUUAUAAACUGGUGCUUCUACAGUACGAAGAGGAUUUAGCAGCCACUCCAGCCAAACACCACCACCAACGAAAGUGCAUAGGGGACACAAACUUCCCUGCAACUGCCCUCUCCUACUCUGUUCCCAGACUGCUGGCUACUCCCUCCCUCUACUUUACUUCUCUACUCUGCCCGGGCUUGUGAAUUCGAGUUAAGGGCCUGGGAGCCUGGACGUUUUGGGACUAAGUCAGUGGCUGUAUCUAGUCAAAGUGGUAAAGCCCCGCCUCCCCCUGCCCCUCCCUUCCUCUGGCCAGCGGCUCUGGUUUGGGAUUCUGCCGCAGCAGAGCGGUGGGAAUGGUGUAAAUAUUCAGGUCCGUUCCGGGGACCACUUAUUCUUUUUAGUUGCUGUUUAUUGAAUUGAACCUAUCUUGAGUCUUAACACCCAGGAAACAGAUCUUUAAGAUAUAUACUGCAUAUAUAUAAAUAUAAAUAUAAAUAUAUAUAUAAAAGGAAAGCAAAAAAAAAAAAUCCCUGUUACCUCCCUUCCUCUUCCCCAAAUGGUGAUGCUUUCAAGUGUCCAGUUAUUACAAUACUAUCUUACUCCCUCCCUUUCUACCCUUUGGUGUAUUUAUUAAAAGAGAAUCAAUGGUCCCAGGGAAGCAGGAUGGGGCGGAGCUUGAGGUCCAGAUGGUGAGGGGAAAAGUGAUCUAAGUUUUGGGAGCUCAGACGGGUGGAAAGAUCGGAGGGGAAGAAAAGACAGAGGACAGCGGGUUGGAUGGGAAGACCUCAGCUAAGGUGAGGCUCCCGGUCCCAGGUUAAAGACCAAAAACUAAAAACCAAACCAAAAAAAAAAAGAAAAAGAAACCCGACAAGGAAAAAAAAAGAAAAAAGACCAGAACCAAAACCUCAGUUCCGAUUCAUCUCUCUCUCUUUUAGAAAACUGUUUUGUCUAGUGAGUUUUAGUGCACCUUCAUUUCUAUAAAGAUCUGGCCAAGAGCACUCGGCGCCUGUGUUAUCAGUUAUGGUCUUGGCCGCUUGUCCCAUAGCAGGAAAAGAAAAUUGUAAAUUUGAUUUGUCCGACGUGAAGACCACAAAUUACCUGUUGAAAUGUAAGGCAGUUUUACUUCCCCUCCCCUUUAUCUACAUUAUUCCCCAAUAAUAAAAUUCAAACUAAUGAAGCA
Messenger RNA from Vombatus ursinus (common wombat), 2990 nucleotides. RefSeq names its product orthodenticle homeobox 1 (gene OTX1). Bases 288 to 1364 code for a protein of 358 amino acids. Gene Ontology annotation, molecular function: DNA-binding transcription factor activity, RNA polymerase II-specific; RNA polymerase II cis-regulatory region sequence-specific DNA binding. Gene Ontology annotation, biological process: regulation of transcription by RNA polymerase II; multicellular organism development. The record is from RefSeq and is a predicted model, not a curated record. Gene Ontology annotation, cellular component: nucleus. The transcript is spliced from 5 exons. NCBI's taxonomy places the organism in Eukaryota, Metazoa, Chordata, Mammalia, Diprotodontia, Vombatidae.